UACGACGAAUUGUUAUAACAAGUAACAAUUUAAUUGUAAAUAUUAUAAGGCGAAAUUAAUGAGAUGACUUUUUCCGAAGAUCAAGUGGGAGUGAAGUUGGACCGAUGUGUGUCUGAUACAAUUAUUAAAGGAAGUGGCGGACUUCUGAUUGGAUCAGUGAUGUCGUUAUUAUUUUUUAAAAGACGUGUGUGGCCUGUGUGGCUAGGAUCUGGGUUUGGCGUUGGUGUGGCCUACAGUACUUGUGAAAAGAACUUAAACUCAUCUAAAUAAAUGUUAUUGCAUAUGUAGUAUAUAUGAAUAUAAAA
Messenger RNA from Drosophila grimshawi, 305 nucleotides. RefSeq names its product MICOS complex subunit Mic10-like. The record is from RefSeq and is a predicted model, not a curated record. Lineage: Eukaryota; Metazoa; Arthropoda; Insecta; Diptera; Drosophilidae. Bases 64 to 270 code for a protein of 68 amino acids. Gene Ontology annotation, cellular component: MICOS complex; mitochondrial inner membrane; mitochondrion. The transcript is spliced from 2 exons.